AUGUCGGAGUACGAGAAAGUCGCGAGAGGUUCCUUGAAGUUGAAGGGUGUUUCGGAACAUGAAAUCAAAAAAAAAAAGAAAAAGAAAGAGAAGAAACUCUUGGAAGUGACGAAAGUUGUGCCUUCGGACGACGCUAGAAAGCAGUCAACGAAACCUGCCAAUACGAAAACAAAGGCUGAGUUGGCUUUCGAAAAGAUGCAGGAGAAAAGGAAAGAGGAGCGAAUAAAGGCUCGAGCCGGCAAAACUCAUAAGCAGCGAGUGGAGGAAUUCAAUCGACAUCUGGAUAGCCUCACCGAACACUUCGAUAUUCCGAAAGUCAGUGCUCCGGAAAGUAGGGCUGGAAAUGUCGCAGUUGUGACCGGAGGAAGUUGUGGCAUUGGCUUAGCGGUAGUCAAAUCUUUGGUGCAGAAUGGCAUGCAUGUGAUAGUUGGAACGUUGCAUCCGAAUGAACUCGAGCGAGAGUUCGGUGAUUGGAAGAAGAGGUCGAAAUCCCUGGGCUCAGUGGACUGUCUACAACUUGAUUUACGAUCUUUCGAGUCUGUUGGGCGAUUCUGCGACGAAUUUUUCAAAAUGCAGUUACCUCUCAAUUACCUCAUCAACUGUGCUGGUUUGAUGUUGGUGCCUCAGUCUAAAACCCGUGAUGGCUUUGAAGUUCACCUACAAGUUAAUUACCUGAGUCAUUUUCUGUUGACUCAUUCAUUAUAUCCUGCUCUGAAAGAGGGAUCUUCGCUAAGUUUCCCUUCCCGCGUUGUCAAUGUGUCUUCUUGCACGCAUCGGUUUUCCAGAGGGAAGCUCGACGAUUUCAAUUUCAAUGCGGCACUGGCAUACGCUGACUCAAAAUUGUUUCAAGUUGCCGCAACGAAAGCUUGGGAUGAGGAAAUGCGUCAGCGUGCUGGUUACGCGUCAAGCCCUGUCGAGUUCGUGUCGUUGCAUCCGGGAAUUUGCUCUACCCGAUUGUACCAACAUGCUUGGUGGUUUAAUGAAUUCACGAAAGCCUGCAUGGACUGCAUUCUCAUGUCCCCGGAAGAAGGGAGCCAGUUGGUUUUGCGAGCUGUUUUCGAUGUUAGCCAUGGCUCGAGACACGGAAUCUACUUGGAAUCCAACAGGAAGGCGAGCACUCACCCUGUUGUGCACCAGCGGGUAUUUCGGCGCAAGCUGUGGCACUUGACGCGUGAUCUUUUGCGGUUGGACGCAGAUUAGCCUGAUUUCCUUUGUCGUUAUUGCAUUUUCAAACAUGCUUGCAGAAUAUAUAAUUCUCAGCGAACUUUUCUUGUCGCGCAUGGAAAAAAGGCAUUUCUUCGUUCAUUCCACGAAGGGAUAUAUUUUUCUCAGUCUCCUUUUUUAAAGUAAUGGAAGAUUUGCCGUUCAGUACUUCUAGAGCUUAAGUUGUAUACACGUCUAACCUUUGAUCGCGUGUCAAGUCCCUCAGACGGAAGAGGUAUUUCGAUCAGUUUCGUCGCAAUAUACUUCGUGUGGGAGAAAAUCGUUGCCAGCAGACGCGGGAAAUGAACUUGGACUGACACGGUUCCGCUACAGCGCGUGAACUUCGCGUGUUGGCGCAUUGCCCAGUGAGCGACAGCAUUUUUCGAUGCUGGAAGGCGGCACAUUCGCAAAAUAUUUUGCGUCGAUCCUCAAGGGGGAAAAAAAAGAACGAUUCGGGAUUUCCUGUCUCGCGCGUGUUUAAUGCUUGGAAGUCCAUUUUCUUUGUGGUGUAAUGCUGAAGUUUUUGUGGUAAAAAAAACUUAGGGAUUUGAGCCUAGUUUCGGACUUCCGAGCAAAUUUUAUUCAAGCAGGAAGCAUUAAAAACUCAGUCAAUCCUUGACUUAGUGCCACCCUUGCAUUGUGCCGCAAAUUUCCCUGAAAAAAAGCUCCCUCUAUUGUGUUGAGGUAAACCGCAAUUCAGUCCCGACUCACAUGGAGCGGCAAAAAUUUUUAGAUGAAAAAGGGCCA
Molecule: messenger RNA, 1950 nt
Organism: Notodromas monacha
Lineage: Eukaryota; Metazoa; Arthropoda; Ostracoda; Podocopida; Cyprididae
Source: the annotation of a GenBank genome assembly